Messenger RNA from Eurytemora carolleeae, 1275 nucleotides. RefSeq lists its product as uncharacterized. The record is from RefSeq and is a predicted model, not a curated record. The transcript is spliced from 8 exons. Bases 1 to 618 code for a protein of 205 amino acids. Lineage: Eukaryota; Metazoa; Arthropoda; Copepoda; Calanoida; Temoridae.
AUGGAAGAGAAUUUAGAUAGAAAGAUAAAGGUCUACAGUCUACGAGUUACCCAGCUAGCUCCCUGUAUCUUUGUCUGCUACCAAACUGAUAUUCCUCUACCUGGCCUAGAGACCGGUCUCGUUCUCAUUGGUAUAACUCCUGCUGGCAGCGCUAGGAUGAGACCUAUCAGCAGUGUUGACCCGGAUGAAUAUAUAUGGGCCUGGGAUAGACUAGUUUACGGAUGCAGAAUACCAAACUAUGGUAUAGAGGGAGGGUCUGAUACAGUUCUUGACAGGUAUCAGUGUACUAAUACCAGUACCUAUAAUGCCCCAAAUCCAAAAGACCCUGGAUCGACAGGAGCCUGGCCGAAAUGUCGUCCUCAAUCCUACAUGGUUGUUGAUGCUGCAAUAAAAAUGCUGGCCCGUUACGACGAACGAGUUGAAAACAGGUACAAGCUGAUCCUGUUCAAGGAGCUGGACGGAGAGGACAAUAUUACAUUCAAUGAUCACCUCAUCUCGGUGACUCUACCGACUGUGAUAGUGAUGGUGAUGAUAAUCCUGGUAGCCCUAUUCUGCAGCAGGAACAACAGUCCUAUCUGCUCUAUCUGUGCUUCAAAAGAAAGUGCUUAUGAAGAUUAGUUAACAGUGACACUAAAGGGAUUGUAAUCGUAAUUUCAAGUUGACCCUCCGUGAAAUGAUAACAAUGUCCGAUUCACAACGGUACCCUUACAAGCAUUUGUCUGAUGAAGAAGAAUUAUAUAUUAGUGUUUUAUUUCUGCAAACUUUUUAUUUUCAUUUUCGGGUUUGCUGUGAAAAUUUAAAUUGUAAAUCGGACAUGGCCAUCUUUGCAUGGAGGGUCACUUGAAAUUAGGCUGCCAGUCCCUUUAAGGGGAAUGUUUGUGAAAUAGAUUUGAAAAUAGUUAGACAAACACUAAUAUAUUUUCCUAUAUUUCUGUAUUCAAUAGAAAUGCAGAUGUGUCACAUUUGUUUGACUCAAAAUUUUACUAGACCCUUUUUUUGGCACAACCCCUCCCUUCACUUACUUUAGGUUGAACUUUAUGAACGAUAUCGAAAUUUUAAAUUUUCAAAAGAAAAAAAAUUUUAAUCUUAAACUUGUUUCAUUAAAAUCAUUUGAAACAGUUGUUAGAUUUUUUCUAAUAUUAAUUUUUCGAUUACUUAAAUAUAAAAUAUGCAGCUGCUCUUGGCGUCAUAAAACUUGGGAAUAGGAAGACGACUUUAAGACUGAAAUUAUGAUUUAAAAUAAUCUUAUGGACAAGACAGCUAGCAAGGUAAUAA